AUGCCUUACAAUACUCGUCGCAAAUCGUUGUCCCUGCCAUCCUUGGGUAUUCACUUGCCGAGUUCCUCCCGUCGCUCCCCGUCUACCACCAAAUCGUCGCACGCGACGGAUGAUCAAUUGCCUGCCCCCAAGAAGGUCAAGAGGUCACACCACUCCGGUUCGCUGUCUCCAGAGCCCUCGACCCAGGUAAAGGGGCAAUUCGCCCGUCCCUCGGGACGACGCGCCACCGUCGAGCACACGCCACCCCCGUCGCCGGCCGACCUGGUCGCCCCCAAGAUCGACACCGAAGGGAUCAGCGAUGACAUCGUCGUCGGCGUGAUCGAGCAGUUAGAAAAGACGGGCAACCGCCCGCACUUGGUCAAGGAGCUCGCUGCUAUCCUACUCUCCUUCAACGACAAUGUCGCAAACUCUGCAAAUCCCGCCGCAUUAUUAUCUUCGCGGUUAAAUACAUAUAUGAAACGUCCCUGGACGGCCCUCGCGCCGUGUCCGUUGGCCAAGGAGUUAAUUCCCGUUCAUCCGCGGAAAGUGUAUUAUUACCUCAACUCGAUGCCGCGCCAACCCUUCCCAGAGAACUCGGACGAUAUCGUCAUUCCCGGGAUGGAGGGCACCAGCAUCACCCCCAGCGUGUCCAGCGUCGAUAUGGAUGAUGAGGACGACGCGUUUACCCGUGAGCGAUCGCGUCUGAGCCCGAGUCCCGAGGUGGACCUGUCCCCUCCCGAAGACGACGAGAAUGCCGAGCUGGGCGGUCGGGACGGCUCCAACAGUGCCGGUCACCGGGCGGACUUCACCGAUCCGCACCACGCCCGCCUCUCCAGCUCCCACCGGGCGGCCUCGCCGCCACUGGAAGGCGACGAGAAGGAGUUCACGCAGACUGCCAGUGCUGUUCGCGAGCGGGCCUCGUCGGAACAGAAGGCUAGCCAGUUUGAGGGCGCGCGCGGCGGCGGCUUUUCCGCCCUGACCGAAGGGUUGAAUGAGCUCGACGCUCGCAUGAACCUCGCCGACUCGCCGGUCGACGAUGGCCCCCUGUCCUCCAUCAGCAGCGCGCGGUUCUCUGGCAGUCCCGACAGCGACUACUUCUCUCCCAGCGCCUCGGAGCGGUCUCCGCUCGACAGCCCGUUCACCCAGAUCUCUGCUCGCGAGACGGCCGGGAUCGACCUCCUGGGCACCUCCCCGUCUCCCUCCCUGACCUCCGUGGCCUCGUCGCUCUCGUCGGGCACGAGUGUGGUGUCGGACGAUGGCUUGGAUACGGAUCUUCGUCCCGAGGCCCUCGCCGGCGCCCCGCAGAUCAGUCUGCCGGAGGAUCCCGACGCGACGCCCGUCUCGACGCUCAAGCGGUCCAUCGACAUGCUCAACAGCGGGCUCCCCGACCUGGACCUGGAGAUGUCCGACCUGACGGAGCCGGACACGAAGCUCUCGCUGCGGACCCAGGACUUUGCCAACACCGACAUCGAGAUGGUAUUUGCCUCCGAUUCGUGGCGGGAACUCCAGAGUCCCGAGAGCGUGGAUGUCCAUGAGCUGGAUGAGAUGUUCGACGAGAUCUGA
Aspergillus campestris IBT 28561 is the source of this 1542-nucleotide messenger RNA. RefSeq lists its product as uncharacterized. Lineage: Eukaryota; Fungi; Ascomycota; Eurotiomycetes; Eurotiales; Aspergillaceae. The record is from RefSeq and is a predicted model, not a curated record. The transcript has 2 exons. The coding region runs from base 1 to 1542 and encodes 513 amino acids.